Messenger RNA from Ilex paraguariensis (yerba mate), 776 nucleotides. Lineage: Eukaryota; Viridiplantae; Streptophyta; Magnoliopsida; Aquifoliales; Aquifoliaceae. The record is from the annotation of a GenBank genome assembly.
GUUCUGUUUAUUUAUUUGUGACUUUUGUUCAUAACAAUAUUUUAAUUUACAUUUCUCUAACAUUACAAAUUGUUAUUGAUUUAUUAGAGUUUUUAUUUUUGGAAGGCAAAUUAAUGCUAUUUUCAUGUAAGGAAACAAUAUUAUGGACAAUGCAUCCUAAAAUAAAUUCUUGAAGUUAAGAUUAAAUAAAAACUCUUUGAUUCCAAAUACAGCUGCAUGUAUGCACUAUAAAUAGACAUGAAACAUAUACAACCCUCCAUAGUACUACAAACAAAGCUUUCUCACAAGUCAUCUACUGGUUACCUCUUUCCAAAAAGAUGGCCAGAAGUCUCGAGUGUACUCUCACCCUUUUCCUGGUUUUUCUGCUGUUUGGAUCUUCAUUUUUCGAAGCUCGUCCACUAGAUGUUUCUAAGCCUCCAAACAACAUUGAGGAAGCAAUGGAGGAAGUCUUGAAAGGUUCGAAUUUUGAAGUUAGCAAAACUAAAGGCACAACAACUGCUCGAACCCUAGUGCAGAUUAAGGAGACUGGCCCGAGCCCUCCGGGACAGGGACAUCAUCAAUCUCCACAUGGACCACCUCCAAGCCCUGGUAGUGAUGAAGAAAGUUGGCCAACAAACCGAUCAUUCCUUAUCAAAGGCCCAGCAAAAGACGUAACUACGUACCUCGGCCUCGAGAUGAACUCCGGUGUUGAGGACCGAAGAUUGGAAAUUCAACCAAUCGAGCUUCGUUUGAUCUUCCAGAAGCGGAAGUUGAAUCAAUUGCAGGUUAUAAUGUAG